Xenia sp. Carnegie-2017 is the source of this 1305-nucleotide messenger RNA. RefSeq names its product visual system homeobox 2-like. Gene Ontology annotation, molecular function: sequence-specific double-stranded DNA binding; DNA-binding transcription factor activity, RNA polymerase II-specific. The coding region runs from base 49 to 834 and encodes 261 amino acids. The record is from RefSeq and is a predicted model, not a curated record. The transcript has 3 exons. Gene Ontology annotation, cellular component: nucleus. Gene Ontology annotation, biological process: regulation of transcription by RNA polymerase II. Lineage: Eukaryota; Metazoa; Cnidaria; Anthozoa; Malacalcyonacea; Xeniidae.
AGAAACUACAACAUUUACUAAAUAAAUUGAGCAGUCUGCGGUUUGAUUAUGUCCUGCGCUGAAAAGAACGAAAAAUACGCAGACGAUUACCGAACUCCGACCAUCAAAACAAGUUCACACUCCUUUUCAAUCGAAGAUAUUCUUGGUUUGGAUAAGAAGAAAAAAGAUAAAAACGACAAUAAUUUAAAUGAAAGGAAUAACUUUCCAGAAACAGACGCAGUUGUAAAAAUUGAGCCAGGAAGCCCCAGCGCAGCAAGUUUUGACUGGAGCUCAAAUCAUUUUGCAAGUUUCAUGCACCUUGAUCGAAUGAAUCCGACAUAUUUCCCUGAAAAAUUGCCUUCCUCAACAAAUUCAACAAAAAAGAAUAAAAAACGACGGCAUCGUACAAUCUUCACAAGUCACCAACUGGAGGAGCUUGAAAAUGCUUUCAAAGAAAGCCACUAUCCUGAUGUCUAUGCCAGAGAAUCGCUUUCAAGUAAGACGAAUUUGAGUGAAGAUAGGAUACAGGUUUGGUUCCAAAAUCGUCGUGCAAAGUGGAGGAAGAAGGAAAAAGUUUGGGGUAAGACAUCCAUCAUGGCAGAAUAUGGUUUGUACGGUGCAAUGGUUAGACAUUCGUUACCGCUGCCACCACAUCUAUCGGAUGCUACCUCUGCAAGGUGGCUCUUGGGAAUGUAUAAAAAAAAUGGACAAGGAGAGCAGUCUGGCAAAGAUGAGAAAAACGACGAAGAGGCAAGGAUUAUGAGUAUUGCAAACCUAAGAAAAAAAGCUGAAGCUCAUAGUAAAAAUUUAGCCGAACACAGUGAUGACGAAAAGAGCGAACUACUGAAAGGAUAAAAAAAUACAAUCGCAGAUAAACGUAGGUUUUAGGUCAGUCGAAUACAAAUGCAUAGCAGUAAGCAGUUCUGAGCACAUUGUCAUUCAUUUGGUUGAUAUUUUUACGAUCUAGUCGAUACACUCUCAAUAAUUCUUCUUUGGUGUUCAAGAUUAGUCAAAAUUCAAAACUUUAAAUUAUGAGCAGACAUGUCUGCAUGAGAAAAGAAUAUAAUUUGUAAUUUUGAUUGCAUUCAUUGUGUAUUCUUUGUAAAUUUUGUAAAUAAUGCAAUUAUACUCUCUGAUAUAAACAAUAAUAAACAGUAAAAGUUGGCAAUAUGUCAAACAGUGAGUUUGUCGGAUUAUUUGUAAAACGAGCUUAGUUUGCUGUUGCACAUCUUAUCAUUCCUCUAAACAACUCACAAAUACUACAUAAAAAUAACCUAUGUUCGAUUUGUAUGAAAUUUCAAAUUAUUAUUAUUUAAAUUCAGCUUA